Molecule: messenger RNA, 900 nt
Organism: Phymastichus coffea
Lineage: Eukaryota; Metazoa; Arthropoda; Insecta; Hymenoptera; Eulophidae
Exons: 3
Coding region: 1-900 (299 amino acids)
Source: RefSeq, a predicted model, not a curated record
AUGUAUUUGGAGAAAAUGUGUCAAGCAGGAAUCAUUGAACCAGCUAUAAGUCAGUACUGUAAUCCCUUUCGAAUCGUACGUAAAAGCGACGGUGCGAUACGGGUGUGUCUCGAUGCAAGAAACCUAAACAAAUAUUUAGAAGAGGACCACGAAGCACCACCAAUAAUAACAGACAUCAUGCAAGUGUUUUUCAAAUGUAAAUAUUUCUCGAAGAUAGACAUGACGAUGGGCUACUGGCAAAUUUUACUUGAUAAAGAAUCACGACCACUGACUGCAUUCGUCUUUAAGGGUCGAAUGUAUCAAUUCAUACGCGUACCUUUCGGUAUAAGCACAGCGAGUAGUGCUUUCAUUCGAGCUUUUACAAUGGCGUUAUCGAACCAGGCUCCCAUCAUGAACAUUUUCGAAAGACAACCAGAGGGAGAAAGCAAUACUGAGAAAGAAAACAAUCAACACAUACUUGGAGUAUGUAAUUAUUACCAACGUUUCGCAAUAAAACACAACAAUUUUAUAUCACUGUUUCGAGAUUUAUUAAAAGAUAAUUCAGAAUGGUUAUGGACCGAACAACAUACUCGCGCCUUUGACGCACUAAAGCGAAAUUUUACUCAUACUGUUUGCUUGAGUCAUGUUAUUCCGAACAUCCCAUUUAAAGUUCAAACAGAUGCAAGCAAUAGUGGUAUAGCAGGUAUUUUAUAUCAAAUAGAUGAAAAUAAGGAACAUGGCAUAAUUUCUCUUGCCAGUAGAUGUUUAACACAAACUGGAACAAAAUAUACAACGACAGAAUUAGAGCUUCUAAGCAUCGUGUAUAGUAUUGCGAAAUUCAGAAGAUACCUCAUUAAAAAAAAUCAUGAAGAAUACAGCAGAAAAGCAAAAUCAAGACCCAGCUUGCCAAAAUUUUCUUAA